Messenger RNA from Daucus carota subsp. sativus, 780 nucleotides. Its product is annotated as photosystem II repair protein PSB27-H1, chloroplastic. The record is from RefSeq and is a predicted model, not a curated record. Gene Ontology annotation, biological process: photosystem II assembly; photosystem II repair. Gene Ontology annotation, cellular component: photosystem II; chloroplast thylakoid lumen. The coding region runs from base 202 to 711 and encodes 169 amino acids. The transcript has a single exon. Lineage: Eukaryota; Viridiplantae; Streptophyta; Magnoliopsida; Apiales; Apiaceae.
AUAAAGCCACGUUUACUCGGCCAACAAGACAUAUGCAUAUCAUAUCACAAUCAGAUUUCACAGUUUCUCAUCCAUAAACUCUAGAAAACACAGGAUAAGAAGAUAAGCCCACCUGGCAGAAAAGAAAAGCCCUUUCACUACUUCACUAAUAUUCCACUUCUGUUUUUCUCCUUCCCUCACUCAAACCACAGAAACCAACCAAUGGCUUCUCCAACCCUGAUCACUCCCACAACCUCAACCCCGAAAACCCUUCUCCCCCCUAUCCGAUCCAAGCUGACAAUCACCGCCUCUGCCCCUGCCACCACUCCACUGCAAAGUCGACGCAUGUUCGUCUCACUUGCAGCUGGAAUAGUCCUCUCACCUAUCCUCCCUGCAUCCCCUACAUGGGCAGUUUCAGACGAUGAGUACGUGAAAGAUGCCGGAGAAGUGAUCAACAAGAUACGGAACACGAUAAGUAAAGAUAGGAAUGACCCUGACGUAGCUGAUGCAGUGGCACAACUAAGAGAGACUUCAAACUCAUGGGUAGCAAAGUACAGGAAGGAGAAAGCUCUGCUGGGAAGGUCAUCUUUCCGCGAUAUCUACUCGGCUCUCAAUGCAGUUUCUGGCCAUUAUAUUAGCUUUGGACCGACUGCACCGAUUCCGGCAAAGAGGAAAGUUAGGAUUUUAGAAGAGAUGGAGACGGCUGAGAAGGCUUUGCAAAGAGGAAGAUGAAUAACGUUAAUGUACAGAAUUUUUUGUAUGUAACACUAUUGCUUAUGCUUUAAAUUGUGCUUCGGACUA